Molecule: messenger RNA, 4499 nt
Organism: Amblyraja radiata (thorny skate)
Lineage: Eukaryota; Metazoa; Chordata; Chondrichthyes; Rajiformes; Rajidae
Gene: eif2s2
Product: eukaryotic translation initiation factor 2, subunit 2 beta
Exons: 9
Coding region: 132-1142 (336 amino acids)
Biological process (GO): translational initiation; formation of translation preinitiation complex
Cellular component (GO): eukaryotic translation initiation factor 2 complex
Molecular function (GO): mRNA binding; translation initiation factor activity; translation initiation factor binding
Source: RefSeq, a predicted model, not a curated record
GGGCUGUCAGGCGCGGGCGCGGCGGCGGCGCGCUCUUGCUGUCGCGCUGUGAGCGGAGGCGCCGGGCGGACCGAAGGACGAGCAGCGAGGAGCCGGAGCCAGAGCCGGGCUAGCACAUAGGAGGCGCCGCCAUGUCCGGGGACGAGGUCGGUCGAUCGAUGAUUUUUGAUCCCACUAUGUCCAAAAAAAAGAAGAAAAAGAAGAAGCCUUUCAUGUUGGAAGAAGAUGGCACAGAGCAGCCAACAGAGGAGAUGCCAGUGACAGAAUGCAAGGAGACCAUAAUAGCAGAGAACCUGGAGGAGAAAGUCCUGGAAGCAGAUGAUGAAGAUAGUAAGAAGAAAGAUGCCACAGAUGAUUUAGAUGACUUAGAUUUCAUCAAUCAAAAGAAGAAAAAGAAGAAAUCAAAGAAAGCUUUUGACAUUGAUGAUAGUAUAAAGGAUCUGAAGAUUGAAAAUGAGGUGCCUGAGCAGGGAGAAGCUGAGGAUGAUGCAUUUGACAUGAGCAUGAUGAGAAAGAAGAAACCAAAACCUGUCACCUUCGAGGAUGAGGAAAUAAAUGAGAGGACAGAUGGCAUAAUCGAUGAUGAUGAAAGCAAAAGAGACGAUGGUAUCACUUUCUUCUCCCUGACUGGGCCAGCGUGGGCUGGAUCAGAACGAGACUACACUUACGACGAGUUGCUGACCCGUGUAUUUAAUAUAAUGCGAGAAAAAAAUCCUGAUAUGGUGGCUGGGGAGAAAAGAAAGUUUGUUAUGAAACCACCUCAAGUGGUCAGAGUGGGAACCAAGAAGACAUCGUUUGUGAAUUUCACAGAUAUCUGCAAACUGCUGCAUCGUCAACCUAAACAUCUUCUGGCAUUUUUAUUGGCUGAGUUGGGUACAAGUGGAUCCAUUGAUGGCAACAACCAGCUCGUAAUCAAAGGAAGGUUUCAGCAAAAACAAAUAGAAAAUGUGUUACGGAGAUACAUCAAGGAGUACGUUACCUGUCACACCUGUCGGUCGCCAGAUACCAUCCUGCAGAAGGACACACGUCUGUAUUUCUUGCAGUGCGAGACCUGUCACUCACGCUGUUCCGUGGCCAGCAUCAAGACCGGCUUCCAGGCCGUCACUGGGAAACGUGCUCAGCUCCGUGCCAAAGCGCAUUAGCCUAAACCAUGGCCACUGGAGAGAAUUGGAACUGAGGAUCGAUGUGAUAGAACUGUUCAACCAAACAAGGGGUGGGUUUUAAGUGCAUCAAAAAAAUUUAAGAGUUGCCGACAGCUCUGCGGAGGCAAGCGAGAAUUGCGAGCAAUAGUCUAUGGAGAUGUCCCAAGCCCCAGAGUUCAUUGUGACAUUCCCUGUUGCACUGCUCUGUUUAUAAGCUGUCCAGUCACCAGUGUCAUCGACAGAUGUGGUUGCUGUUUACAUGAGAGAUCACCAGGCUGCUGGGGAGGUCAGCGUCAUUUCUUGAAGUCCGGAAAUGAUCCACUGUCGAUUAUUUUAAGAGUAUAUAGUUCCUCAUUGUUGAAUAUACCUCACCCUGGUAGUUAUCACAGUAUCUGGCUGCUGUACUUUUUUAAACAGAGGAGUGGUGGGUGGGAUGGGGUGGGUUUGUGUGAGGAAGGGGUGUUGACCAAAUUGUGCUCAAUGAGUUUUGGAAAUUUAUUAAACAAAUUCCCUGCAAAUUAUAUAAAACUGUUGACUUUUGUUUUACUACGGCAUCUUAUUGAAAUCAAACCUUUCAAAUACCAGGGUGAGGUCUGUGUUGUGGAACCUAAUUGAUGCUGAUUUAACAGCAGUUCUGAAGGUUUAUCCAUAUUCAGCCAAUGAUCGGGUUGGGGAAGGGUUUUUAACAAAAAGUACUACAGGGCAUGUGAGCUGAAUUUACCUCAUGGCUCUGCACCAACGGGUGAAAACAUGCAAGUAAGAUGUAAUAAAAGUAGUCAUUCACACAGCCAUGCUCCUUGGCUUCUGGUGCUGUUUGCCCUCCAUUUAAAAACUCUUAACAGUGUUGUGUUCAUGCCUCUAUGCUCUUCAACGCUGUGAGUUUGGCAGCAUCUCUGGAGAACAUAGUCAAGUGAAGCCAAAUUCUCUUCCAGCUGUCUCCCCCUUGCUACAAUCAGUCUGAAGAAGGGUUCUGUCGUGAAAUGUUGCCUAUCCAUAUCCUCUAGAGAUGCUGCCUGGCCCAUUGAGUUACUCCAUCACUUUGUCUACUUUGUAGACCAGCAUCUGCACUUCCUCAUGUCUCACCGCUCUUCAAUAUGUUCCGUCUAGUGAAAAGGAAAAAAGAUUGCAGAUUGCUAGAAAUUUAAAAUGAAAACCGUGCUGAAAAUACUCAGUGGGUCAGGUAGCAUCUGUGGAGGGAAAGACAGUGGUCUAGGCUUCUUUGAGUAGAAACAUCAGCGUUUUUACUCUGCAGAUUUGAUGUAUGAGCUGCAAAGUGUUUCCUGCAUUUUUAAUUUUUUUCACAUUUCACUAAGUAUAGGUAAACAGGUCUCCGAAACCAAUGAUAGACACAAAGUUGGAGUUACUCAACAGGACAGGCAGCAUCUCUGGAGAAAAGGAAUAGGUGACAUUUCAGGUCUGAUCCCUUCUUGAGACCCUAACGAAGGGUUAAAAACCAGUGUAACAUUAUAAAACCCUUGCCAUACAUAACUGCCUGCAUCUUCCUUCUCAAUGUGGCUGUACCGUUCUGUGAAAAUGUGAACACAUUUUCUUCCCUUCCCUUUAUUAAAUCCAGUGGAUUUCUAACUGUUGGAAGGAAGGUUUUUAAUAAUGUUUGGAGAGAAUGUUACGUAAAUAUUGGUGGGAUGGCUUAGUAAAAAUCUUCAUUUAACCAAAAUUGGGCUUUGUGCAACAUGAUCUCAACAAUGAUUCUGCCUUUGUGGAUUAUUUUCAUGUCCUAAUAAAUUUGCCCGUACUACAUUUUCACCUUACAAAGUUCCCAUUUGGAGGAUGGAGUUUGCCUUUAUUUUGCAGCGGAUGAUGAAUAGAGUUGCGGUUUAUGAAGGAUCGCGUGUAAAUGAAGUGCGCAGAAAACAUUUGCCACUUUUGUUAAAUACCACAGACUCACCAAACCUGAAAUCAUUUUUUCAGAAGGUGGUUUAUCUGGAGCAGAGCUGGGUAACGACAAUUUUUAGAUUUGCGGAGUGAAGUGAGGAUUGGCUUCAAUGCUCUAUAAUUAUUGUCACAAUAUACUGAAACAUUGCAGCUUACCAACAGAUUAUUAAAUGUCAAAAUGUUGAAGGAACUCAGCAAGUCAGUCAGCAUCUGGCAAGGGAAUGGACAGGAGAUGUUUUGGAUCGGGAUACUUCAGUCUGAAAAAGGGCGGUGGCACAGUGGUGCAGCUGAUAGAGAUGUUGCCUCACAACCCCAGAGACCUGUGUUCGAUCCUGACCUGGGGUGCUGCCUGUGUGGAGUUUGCAAGUUCUCCUUGUGACUACAUGGGUUGCUCUGAGUUCCUCCCAUAUCCCAAAGACGUGUGGUUUGUAGGUUCAUUGGUCCUGUGUAAAUUGCCCUUAAUGUGUAUAGAGAGUGGAUGAGAAAGUGGGAUAAUAUCAACCUCGUGUGAGCGGGUGAUCGAUGGUUGGCAUGGACUUGGUGGGCCGAAGGGCCCGUUUCCGUGCUGUAUAUCUAAAGAAAGAUCCCGGCCCGAAAUGUCACCUGUGCAUUCCCUCCCCAGAUGCUGCAAGCCCCGAUGAGUUCUUCCAACACUUUUUUGUGUUCCUUUCGUCUCCAGAUGUGGUGGAAAGGAGGACGAGGAGAAUGAAAAAUCCAUUCAUAUUCCUUGAAUGUGAAUUGCAUUUCCCAUGGGCAAUAUCAUUGGCACAAUGCCUAUUUGAUAUGUCACCUUCCCAAUUAAAGCAAUAUUUGAAUCCAAGCCUGUGAAAAAACCAUAAACACAAGUUAUUUGAAAUGUUUUCUUAUGUAGUGUAAAUGAACAUCUCUGGAAGUUGAGAGAUGGAGAAAUAAGCUAGUUCUGGGGGAAAAUAAAAUAGUUCUGGCUAUUGCCACCAUUUUCUUCAUUUGGGCAUUCUUCCUCUUAAUAUCUAUGGCAAUAAAGAUAAUGAUAACUAGGCAACCUUCAUUAAGAAUAUGCACAAGUUGUAUCCACUUAUGUUUUCUGUAUUUACCUGAUGCAUGUCUGAGUAGACUGAACUAUGUGUUGGUGAUGUACAAGGCACCUUACAGUAAACCUUCCUGAUCGGCUAACUCCCAAAGUGCCUCUGGAAUUGAGAAAGACAAGACCUUGAGAGUUGACAUUGUAGCUAUGUCACCAUCCACUUUAAUGUAAACACAUAGAAGGGAUGCAUUUUAAAUUCUUUUAUAUUGAGCUCUUGGAAGUAACGCCAAAUGACUUUGGGUGCUGUGCAACUAUUUUACUUUGUUAGGACAACAAACUGCAAGUGCAAUUGUUAUAAAAGAGCCGCCGCCUUAUUCCCAAAGGUUAUGUAAUGCAAGUUAAGAGGAACUUCCUUGGAGAACGGUGCAAGGCAUUUGAAAAUAAAUUGAGUGGACUUCUAA